AUGGAUUUUUCGCAGAAAUACAUAUCAUCGCUGGUGUUAUGGAGACGACCGGUCAGUACCGUAUACUAUGCCACACACGAGCUCAUCCAUCAACUGAUAUCACUAUUCAAAUGGGUUUUACGCCAUACAAAGACCUGUUUAUUAGUUACUGUCGUUAUUAUGGCAUUACUGGGCGCCUCCUAUGUUGACGGCCCGCACCAGCAAUGGGUACACGUGUUUCGCAAACAGUUCCUGUGGUGCGCCUAUUGGUGCGGACUCGGCAUACUGUCCAGCGUAGGCCUGGGCACCGUGGCAAAAGACACAGCGGUUUGGGAUAGUACUAGUGUGGGAUCAGCUGCUGCGGUGAUUAUCACUGCUGACACCACCACUCAUGGGAGGGAUCAGUGA
Molecule: messenger RNA, 387 nt
Organism: Medioppia subpectinata
Lineage: Eukaryota; Metazoa; Arthropoda; Arachnida; Sarcoptiformes; Oppiidae
Source: the annotation of a GenBank genome assembly